Peniophora sp. CBMAI 1063 is the source of this 1698-nucleotide messenger RNA. The record is from the annotation of a GenBank genome assembly. NCBI's taxonomy places the organism in Eukaryota, Fungi, Basidiomycota, Agaricomycetes, Russulales, Peniophoraceae.
AUGCUCAGCGACAAUCAACUCUCUAUAGUGGACUCUGCGUACAGGGCGAUCAUCGCAUGCGUAACACCCCAUACUGGAUUGAAACUCUGUGGCGCUCUAGCCGCAUACGCCUCAUUCUGGCUACUUCGCACCUGGUAUAACCUCCGACGAUGGCCAGGCAAAACGCUGCCUGGGCCCCCUAUGGCCGGCGGCUUAUUUUGGGGAAGUGCUGCUAGUCCUCGUCCCAUCGAUUGGGCAUGCCUGUUCUUACACGAAGAGUGGUUCAAGACCUAUGGAAGCACCCUGCGCAUAUGGGGUUUGCUAGGUCGUCCUGCUAUCUUUACGCUUGACCCGAUCGCACUUCGGCAUAUGUUAGCGAGUCCUGCCUACGAGAAAGGCGAAGCCAUUCGGCACCAGCUCGGAGAGCUUGUAGGACAAGGGCUUUUGUUCAGCGAGGGCGCAGUUCACAAGAAGCAGCGUAGGGUCAUGAACCCAGCCUUUGGGCCCCUACAAGUCCGGAGGUUCACGGAGACGUUCAUAAGCAAGGGCAAUGAAAUGCGUGACCUUUGGAUGGACCUGUGCUCCCGGAACACUACACGCACAGAUGGAUUUAUACGUAUCGAUGCGUUUGCCUGGCUUAACAAGGUGACUCUGGAUAUCAUCGGACUCGCAGGCUUCGACUACGACAUAGACUCCCUUCAUGCGCCGGAAGACGCCCCGAAUGCUCUCCAUGAGGCCGUGCGGACACUGUUUUCUUUCUCGCUCACUAUAUCUGCAGUAUUGCAACUGUUCAUCCCUCCGCUCCGCAAGCUGCCCACCAAGCGCGUGCGCGAGACGGCCAAGGCGAAGACACAGAUAACUGAAAUAGGAAUGCGGCUCAUCUCAGAGAAGAAGGAAGCCAUCUUGCGCGAGGCUUCAUCGGGAUCAUCUCUUGAGAAGAAAGAUAUACAAGGAAAUGAUCUUUUGAGCCUACUCAUUCGCGCGAACCUCGCCUCCGACCUCCCGGAGAACGCUCGCAUGAGCGACGAAGAUAUACUCUCGCAAGUUCCCACGUUCCUAGUCGCUGGGCACGAAACGACCAGUACUGCUGUAGCAUGGGCUCUAUACACCAUGUCCACUGAACGGGAUGUACAACAGAAACUGCGCCAGGAACUCCUGGCUGUCUCUACAGACGCCCCGACGGAUGCAGAACUUGAUCAUCUACCGUACCUCGAUGCCGUUGUGCGCGAAACACUGCGUAUCCAUCCUCCAGUGUUCGGCACGGAGCGUGAGGCCGUACAAGAUGACGUUGUUCCAUUGAAGACACCCUAUAUCGGCACCGACGGAGUACCACAUCAUGAACUACUCGUCUCGAAAGGAGACCUCAUCGCCAUACCAAUCAUGGUCAUGAACCGCUCUGUCGACUUCUGGGGCGAGGAUGCCCAUGAGUUCCGCCCUGAACGAUGGUUUGACCUUCCCGAGGCCGCCAAAGAGCUGCCGGGUGCAUGGGCGAACCAGAUGACUUUCCUCGGGGGUACCCAUGCUUGCAUUGGUUAUCGCUUCUCAGUAGCAGAGAUGAAGGCCCUCAUUUUCACUAUCGUGAGGUCUUUCGAGUUCCGGCUGGCCGUAUCACCCGUCGAUAUCAUGCGCAAGUCUAUGAUAGUCGGCCGGCCUGCGCUGAGUAGCAACCCGGCUGCUGGAUCACAGUUGCCUCUGCUGAUCCGACCAGUUCGCAAUUGA